AUAGCUCGAUGCGGAUAUGGAUUAAGGUAUAAAAAGAUAAAGAGAGUGAAUCGUUACUGGUGUUUUAAGGACACCAAUAACAAGGAAAGAGGGAUGAAGAAAAAUCUAUAAUUUUGCGAUUUCUAUCUUGGUCAUGAAGCACAUAUAUUCAUUCAAACAAAUCGAAUGUGUCAACGUAGAAAUUACGAUCAAAGUGAUAAGAGUGCAUUCCUUGCCGGGCGCAAGGAAAAGAAAAAAGAUUCGAUUAACUUUUUGAAGAGAGAAGUACAUUCAACAUACGUGGAUCAUGCAGAAGGUGAACGUAGGUGGGCCUCUUGGAGAUUCCGAUACAGUUAUACUCGUUCCACGUGUAAAGAAAUGAAAGGUUCCGGAGCGCGGUGCAUCUAGGGAUUCGAGAGGAGAAGGCACACUCUCGUGAUAAAAAUGUCUUCCUCUCUCGAACAGAGGAGAGACGACGAGGCUCGAUGGGAGGAGAGGAUGGUUGUAACGAUGCUAAGCACGUGAUAGGAUUGUGAUAAUUGCGAUACGGUUCCAGCUUGUAUGAUAUGUUUCCAUCCAUCUUUCCUCUUCUUUUUCUUCUUCUUCUUCUUUUAACUAGAUUCAAGUCUUGGUGCGAAUCUUGGUGCUCGUGUUGAACGGUGGUAACGAAGCGUGAGAUCGAAUUGCGAGAUGGAUGUAAACGAGAGAGUGAAUUGCAGGUUUGGUUGGAAAGAAAGAGGUGAUUUGAAACGGACCGAUUACUUUUAAAUGGCGUAAUGGAUGUGAUUCGAACGCUUUGUACGAGAGUAAUGGAAUAGCAGUUGAUAAUGAUGAUUUUUAAGAUUUCUCUGAUUUAUAAAAUCUUAAGCGAUUUUCUUAUUCGUUCGUUUUUGUUUUAUUAGAUCGAUUUUUAAUUAAAUGAAAAUGGCUGGAGGAAGAGUAAAUAUUUUAAAAUAACUUUCUUCUAAUUUUAAUUAAUAAUUUUCAAAAAAAUGAGAAGAAUACAAAACGAUUUUUCUCUCAAAUAAAAGAGACGGACAAAAUGAUUUUUUUUUUAAUUUGCUUAAAAUGAUAGGAAAAUUAAGAAUAAAAAAAAUGUUUAAAAAUGAUUCUUCUUCAAUCUUAAUUAAUAAUUUCCAAAAAAAUAACAAGAAAGAAAAUUAUACAAAAAUCACAAUGAUUAAUCAUUAAAUUAAUUCAUAGAAAAUGAUAGAAAGAAGAGAACAAAUAAAAUGCUUCUUCUUUUCUAAUUCCAAUUCACAUAAAAUGCAAGAAAAGCAAAGGAUGAAAAAAUACUCCAAUCUCGAUUACUAGUCCCCAAAAAAUGGCGAGAGAGAAAAAAAGAAGACAAAUGAUACUUUUUUAAUCCCAAUUAAUUCACAUAAAAUGGAAAAAGCCAAUAAAAAAAAAUACAUCUAAUCUCGAUUACUAAUUCAUAAGAGACUGAAAUUGACAAAAAGAAAAAGAAAAAAAAGAAGAAGAGCAAAUCCUGCGAAACGAUGGAUGAACAGAAAAUGGCGGGAAAACCGCUUUCGAACGAGCGAAUGCUCCAUUAAACGAUCAUCAUCCGAAGACAAAAAGGUGAAGCAAGGAUGAAAAGGUAGGGGUAUCGAGACAGAAGAGAGGGACACGAAGGAGCGGAAAGCGAGAGAGAAAGCUCGCAGUCGACGCUAUUCUUCAUGAACGAGGGACACCUCUCUUUAUCCCCAUUCCGCGACGAGUUGGUUAAAACAGCUUCUCCUUCAGUUGUUGCUCGCCAACCCAGCGUUUCGCGCGGUGUCACGCACGCCUUUCGGCGAUUUCGGUGACGAGCUACUCGUAUACAUCACACGAGCGACCACGUGUUUCGUUCCCUUUGCGAACGCAACACUUGAAUUUCUUCCUCUUCCAUCUUCCUCGUACGACUCGUAUCCCACGAAAAUUCACUGAUAACUUUUCUCGUCGCACAAGAAAAAUAAUCGGCCGAUAAUAUCGAAAAGUGAAAGCGACAGAUGAGAUUUUUGUUUCGGUGCGUGUCCACACCGGUGCUUCCGUUCUGCUCGUCGUCGGCCUCUUUGGAAAUUCCGAAACGGUGAACGGAUCGUUGUACCGAUAUAUCAGGAAAAUCUAGAAUCCAAAUGAUUAGCCUUCAAUUGAUAACUUUGGCUUCCGGCAAUCUUCAUUUGGUUGCUCAAUUAACAUACACGUCUCGCGCAUAAAUAAAAUAAGCAGAGGUCUUAAUCCACGUGCCAGGUUACCUCUCGAAUCAUCCAAACGCAAAAUUAGCAACAGGCUGAAAACAUUUUUGCUUCGAACAAUCUUUUUCUGCAACCAUGCAUCACAAUUAUAAUUGUAAUGUUGGAUUGCAAGAAGGAACUUCAAGAUAUUCCUAUAGAUCAAAAUCGACGAAAUUAAAACAUGUUUUCUAACGUUGAACUUAUGAUCAUUUAUCUUUUUAAAGAAUAUAUAAAAACCGAGAUCAUUAUCAUUGAGACUCUUUUUGAAUCCAAUUAAAUGAUUAUAAUCAAUGAAAGAUGCGAUUAUGUUUUGUAUUUAAUUAAUUAUCAACGUUACGAAUCAAUGAUAAUAAUUUGGACAAAUUAAAUUAUAAUUUAAUGACGUUACGAAAAAUGGAAAGCAGAUCUAUUGGCAUGGUGUGAGCCCAAUUUUUGGUGAAAGCAUACUCGAUUUACAUACUCGAUUUCGAAGAAAGUGAUCUUCCGAACGGCGAAAGUGAUAAAUGAUCAUCGUUCGUAACGAAUGAGAUGAAUUGAGAGAAUUUUUUUAAUUUGUGAAGCAUGGCUUUUUUACGGUGGACAUAUUCGAAACACACGUGGUACACGCGCGCAAAAUCUCGUAUACGAACAAUUGCGUGACCACGCAUACGCCAACGUAUUCGCAUAAUUUUCCUUCAUAAAGAUGUUACCAGUUGUUGACUGUCAAAUAUAGAUAUAUAUACAUAUAUACAUGUAUUUUUAAGUAACGUAUACCUUGCCACAUUAUAAAGAUUUAUUACAUUACUUUUUAUUCAUUCUUAUGGUUCUUGGUGAAAAGUGUGGUUUCAAUGUAAAUUACAAUUUUUAUUUAUCUUUCGAGGAAAUAUUUCGUAUAUAGUAACUUAAUAUUAAAAUGUACUAGAGACCAAGUCAAAUUGACUAAUUGACUUCCAGAUUUUUAUUAUUGUUACUUAAAAUUGACAAAUACUUUUGGCAAAAUUGAUAUCUUUGAUGAGAUUCGAUUCUAGAGGCUGAAACAAAAUUUUGGAUCGAUCUCUCGAGGCAACAGAAACGCUGCGCGGGAAAAUCAAAGGAGAGGAAGGAAGAAGCCAUUCAUUUUCAUCGAACAAACUUAUUUUUCCCUUCCUAUCUGAAGAAAAAAUUUCGAAUAACAUUACGUGUAACCGAGUAUGUUGCCAUAUAUCGUAAAACGAAAAACGACGUUGAAUACUUGGACGAAAUCGAGGCGUUAUUAAGAUUGGUGAAAAAGAUAACACGUUUAAAGAGGUGCUAUUAACUCAAUUAUACAGUGAAAUCGAUUGCUCAAAUUUUUAAUGCACGGUUUACUGCCGAGAUCCCGAACAAUAAUCACAAAAUAAUCGGUUAAUGGUUGAAUCAUGAAGUUUAUGAUAAUGAGAGGUGAUUUUUUGCACGAUCAAGAUCACAAUCAAAGUUUUGCAAAUUUUUGAAAAUUUAUCACUGAAGCACGUUGAUUUUACGUUUUUGUGCCAAAUCUCUCAUCUAUAUAUAUAACUAAAAAAAGGGGGGAAAAAAGAAGGAAUAGAAAUGUCACUGGUCAACUUUACCUUGCCGUAUCAAUCGGCGACGCCUACACCGUUCUUCUACGACGGGCAAAACGGAGGGCAAUCGACGGUGAACAACCUUCGCCUCAACGCCGUGCUUCCCCCCGCGCCAGCCCCAAAUUUCAACGAGCAGGAACCGUUCCAAAACGAGCCUUACAUACCGCCGAUCGGUUAUCAAAACCAGCAACAGCAAAGGCAACGUCAAUCGACGUUCAAUCGACAAAGGAACGGGAAUCCGUACGUCGAGCAUUCCUCCUUUUCUUCGACUCAGGACACGAGAUACGCGAACUACAAUCAAGAUUUCAGGAGAACGCAACCGAGGCAACAGAUAAGACCUAGCGCACCGCCAUUGCCGCAACAGCAACAGCAACAGCAACAACAACGAGCAACUGUGGAAAAGGAGCAAGAGAACUUCAGAACGUCGAGAAUGCCGGAACAGGAAAGCUAUCCUGACAGACCUAAUGGGUAUACGAGAGUAAACGGGGAAAGUGGACCUGGUACAAAAACUUCCAUUCACGCUGUUUUAGACUAUGAUGACGACUUCGAGGAUUACUACGACGACAAAGAUCCAGAGAUACCAAGGGAUGCGCACGUCACGCCCAUUCAAGGCCCAAUUUUUUUAAAGAACGGCUCGGUCCCCGUAGUGCCACUGUAUUCUUAUCCUCAACUAAACAAUGGUACUUACGUACAAAUUCCGAUUCUUUGGACUGCACUUUCCGUCGCUCUGGGUGUCGAAUUAAGAGGAGAUUUGGUACGCGGAGUACCGUGCAUUAAAAAAUAUCAUCAACUGUUCUGUCCAACUGCUGGAAACACAUAUCCCAUAGAGCGGAUAGAGCGUUUUAUCGACGAAAACAAGGCGUUAAUGAAGAGAAUGUAUGGUGACUUCGAAAUGAGUUCGGGAUACGGAUCACCAACGAGAGAGACUGGCCAUCAUCGUACACGUAGAAGAAGGAAAAGUAGAGAAGCUGUGAAACACGAUAUACCUGAUGGUGGACCCAAUUUCCGGGACGAAUUGGAUCCGGAAAUCGAGGCUAAUGGUGACUCAUUUUUCGCCAAUGUGAGAAAAACUAGAAACCCUAGACAGUCUCCCGGAAAAAAUCAUAAGGACAGCGGCAGAAUCGAUGCAUGCGAGUCCAAGGUGGAAAUAGUAACGCCCUAUUGGGCAAGCAACAGUGCUGGAAAGAUUCGUGCCAUCGUGAACACGCAGCAUUUUGAGCAAGCCAUUCACCAAGAAGUUUGCUCGAAAACCCAGACGAAUCGGUGCACCGGCGACUGUGGCUGCGAGCAAAAGUAUAAAUGGCACAGAUUGCUCGCCUACGACCCUGAUAACGAUUGCAAAGGUAUCUUCAUGGACUGGUUUCUCUUCCCUUCUUGUUGUGUGUGCAGAUGCGAGCCCGUUGCUAACAAAUUUCCAUCGUCGAAUAAUCGAAAUUAAGAAUACUUCUCGACGUAUGAUUCGAUUGCAAUUUAUAAAAAAAAAAAAAAAAAAGAAAAAAAAAAGAAAGAACUGGAAGAAUAUAUACUAUAGUAGGAUACAUAUUUGCCAUUUUCUUUCGUGUACAUUUCAUCACUGAGAUCCUACUUAUUUAUGAGUGAUACAGUGUGUGAUUAGAAAGUAUUGGAGAAAUUAUUCCUUGUCACAUAUUAAUAUAAAGAAUAAAUAAACUAAUGGUAUAUAUGUAGGUUAUAAAUUAGAUUAUUAGAAUUUUCAAUAAUUAUCGAUACUGUGUGAUAUUGUAUAUUCUAUCAAUAUUAGUUGCAAAAAUUAAUAUUGUUUAUUAAUUUAGUAUAAUAAUUCAUUCAAUAUUCUUAUUAUAUUCAAUGAUACGUAAGAAAUAAUAUAAAAUUGGAGCAAAAUACAAGGAAAGAAUAGCAAGUAACUAUAAGAAUCAAAAAAAAGAUCUAUGUCUUGUAGUAAAAUAUUCUUUAAAUAACUUGAUAUUCUUUUCGACUUCAACUUGUCAAAAGAUUUGCUCAUUUUUUUUCUGAUUUUUGCAAUCUUUUUUUGUAACUCAAUACUCAUGAAUCAACUUAAAUUUCAAGCAUAUCAAAUCAUCGUGCAGCACAAAUGUGAAAAGCAAGAAAAACUCGUUUCAUGAUACUUUUAUAUGUUUUUCUUUUUUUUUUUUUUUGAUAAGCAAAAUAAUUAUUAAUUUCGAAAAGAGGCUUUUUUGCUGCGCGAUUUUCAUUUUUCAUCAUUAAUUUUUUCUUUUUUUUUUAAAUAAAUUGUAAGCAAAGUUAGUUUUAAGUAAAUCGUUGUUCCAAUCUUCUUGUAGCAAUCGAGAAAAUAUUUUUUAAACAGUUACUUUUAUAAAGAUAUUCCUUUAUAAUUUUGUUUUUAUGUUAUUAUGUAUUUUUAGAAUC
Molecule: messenger RNA, 6121 nt
Organism: Apis laboriosa (Himalayan honeybee)
Lineage: Eukaryota; Metazoa; Arthropoda; Insecta; Hymenoptera; Apidae
Gene: spz3
Product: protein spaetzle 3
Exons: 15
Coding region: 3741-5192 (483 amino acids)
Biological process (GO): regulation of Toll signaling pathway; central nervous system formation; innate immune response
Cellular component (GO): extracellular region
Molecular function (GO): Toll binding; growth factor activity
Source: RefSeq, a predicted model, not a curated record